Molecule: messenger RNA, 707 nt
Organism: Sinocyclocheilus rhinocerous
Lineage: Eukaryota; Metazoa; Chordata; Actinopteri; Cypriniformes; Cyprinidae
Product: NACHT, LRR and PYD domains-containing protein 3-like
Exons: 3
Source: RefSeq, a predicted model, not a curated record
UCCAGAAGAGCAGCAGUGCUCACACUAGAGUCAGUGUUGUUCUGAAUGCUCAGACGAGAGCGACUGUAAUUGCUCCUGUACUCACUGGAAACACCUUCACAGCUCCAGUGACCUUCAUCAGCAACACUGCAGGACACGAGCCACAAAAAAUCUCAGAGACAGAGACGGCAGAGAAACACACCGAAAAACAAGAUUCGAUUCUAAAAAAAUUUUUGGAAACUCACAAAUCCAACAUGAAGAUAAAAGCAGAACAUAUUUUUGAGGGCAAAGAAGAAGCACAUCUCAAGGACGUUUACACAGAGCUCUUCAUCACAGAGGGAGAUAUGAAAGAUGUUCAUCAGGAACAUGAGAUUCUGAAGAUUGAUGAUGCUUUCAACAAGAACAAGCAAACACAGGACAAACCAAUCAAAUGCAAUGAUAUAUUUAUAUUAUUAAGGGAAAACAAUGAGACGAAGAUUGUGCUGACCAAGGGAGUUGCUGGCAUUGGAAAAACUGUCUCUGUGCACAAGUUCAUCCUGGACUGGGCAGCAGGAGAUGCCAAUCAGAAUAUACACUGUGUGUUCCUGCUUCCAUUCAGAGAGAUCAACUUACUGACCAACAAAGAUUUCAGUCUCCACGAGCUUCUGCUAGAAUUCUAUCCUGAACUGGAGGGCCUGGAGAAAACCAAGUUAUAUAAGGAAUGCAAACUAGUGUUUAUAUUUGAUGGA